Molecule: messenger RNA, 2796 nt
Organism: Pieris rapae (cabbage white)
Lineage: Eukaryota; Metazoa; Arthropoda; Insecta; Lepidoptera; Pieridae
Gene: 5-HT2A
Product: 5-hydroxytryptamine receptor 2C
Exons: 9
Coding region: 96-1955 (619 amino acids)
Biological process (GO): G protein-coupled receptor signaling pathway, coupled to cyclic nucleotide second messenger; chemical synaptic transmission; serotonin receptor signaling pathway
Cellular component (GO): dendrite; membrane
Molecular function (GO): neurotransmitter receptor activity; serotonin binding; G protein-coupled serotonin receptor activity
Source: RefSeq, a predicted model, not a curated record
GUGACAGCACCAAGAUGCAAGGCAUAACAUAGUACGAACAAGAUAUACGAUGACAAAUAUUAUCCACCCGGCACUAUGUCAUAAAUCUUCUUGCUAUGACUAAUAUCACGUCGGAGCUUGAAGAUUUCAAAUGCAAACUCCUCACUGGGCCCAGCUGCUCGGACGACUUAAUACCAGGUCUCGAAUGUUCGGAGAACGUAACUUUCCUCUACAACUGCGAGCUAAACUUGGAUGUUCAGAAUGAAACUUCCUAUACCUGCGUCAAAUGUUCCAUGGGUAAUAACAGCGACGCAACUUCAUGCGAUUUUAGGCUCAAUUUGAUGACAGUUGUCUAUGAAAAUGCCCUAAAGAACGUGUGGCUGAAACUACCUGAUUACCUAUGUGAUUGGAACGAUUUGGUAUGUUUCCAUGAUUCGCUGAGGACGUAUCGUGUUACAAAUGACAGUUUGAGUGUUUUAGAAAGUUUUCAGUGUAAGUGGAAUUAUGGUAAUGUGACGGAAGAUGUCGAUUUAGGGGCGCGAUAUGAAUGGACAUUUUUGUUCGUGAUUUUGUUUAUAGUGGCGGGUGGGCUGGGCAAUAUUCUUGUAUGUUUGGCUGUGUGCCUCGAUAAGAGAUUGCAAAAUGUUACCAACUACUUUCUGUUGUCUUUGGCAAUAGCGGACUUGUUGGUUAGUUUGUUUGUGAUGCCAAUGGGUGCGAUACCAGGGUUUUUAGGUUAUUGGCCGCUAGGCGUUGUCUGGUGCAAUGUUUAUGUGACGUGUGACGUGCUCGCCUGUUCAGCUAGUAUUAUGCACAUGUGCUUCAUCAGUAUUGGCAGGUAUCUGGGCAUCAGAAAUCCGUUGAAGAGUCGACAUCAUUCAACAAAACGAGUGGUUGUCAUUAAGAUUGCUCUCGUCUGGCUUCUAAGUAUGAUUGUUUCGAGCUCCAUUACUGUACUAGGCCUGAUCAACAAGCAGAACAUAAUGCCAACUCCAGAGCUAUGCGUCAUCAAUAACCGAUUCUUCUGGGUCUUCGGCUCACUGGUGGCGUUUUAUAUACCAAUGCUGAUGAUGGUGGUGUCGUUUGCACUCACUGUACAACUACUCAAGAGACAGGCAAUAUUGGCUGCAACUCCAGUGCCAGGUGGUGCACAGAGAAGGCAAUGUGGAGCUUUUGACAAUGGACCAACGCAGGCUGUACGGCGUAUAAACGCGAGAAGUUCUCCUGAUCUGUCACUGGCAGCUGUCUCCAGACAUAUGACCUGGCGUGUUACUACCGUAUCCAGUCGCUCCCAAAGGAACAAAAUAGGCAUGAGUGUUUCUCACCCUCAGUUGAGUUAUAUGAACGGGUGUAAUGGAAACGGGACCGGCUCUAGUACAAGAAAAGGGAGAGAUGUAGCGACACAAACGCCGGCGAGCAUUUCAGCAGAGACUCGACGCGCUAAGUUGAAGCCUCUGAAGAUUUCAUUGGCUGCACCCAACGCUUUGAGUUUAAGGUUUCUGACAAAUCGCAAGAAAGGCCGAUCGCUAUCAGCCAACGCUGUAGCUAACGAACAAAAAGCUACGAAGGUUCUUGGCUUAGUUUUCUUCACCUUCGUCUUAUGUUGGGCCCCUUUCUUCUUACUUAAUAUUCUGUUCGCAUCCUGCCCUGCCUGUAUCGUGCCAGAACACGUGGUAGAUAUUUGUCUAUGGCUUGGCUAUGUAUCUUCUACGAUCAAUCCUAUUAUCUAUACAAUCUUCAAUAGAACCUUUAGAGCGGCAUUUUUGAGGCUUCUACGCUGUCACUGUAGUAGACGGGGUCGUUGCACUCUCUACCGAGCGGUUGGAUCUACACGUGGUGCAUCGCAACUCUGUGCCAGGUCGGCGUUACCACUUGCUAUAUCAUUGCGACCAGCCGCCAUGCCCACUACCCAAUCACAGGAUACCACCGAAACAGUUCUUAUUGAACCACGGUUAGAUUUUAAUGUUAGAUAUUAAAUACCGUGAUUUUUUAAAAACUGGGUCUAUAAUAAUUGUGAUCAUACAAAAUAUAAAUAUUAUGUUUACGCUAAUAAAAACAGUGUUAAACAGGGCCUGAUGAAGUAUCUAUGAAUAUGGUAAUUUUUAGCCGAUAUAAACUUGUAUUUGUAUGUAAAUAUAUAUUUUUAUUUAUGUUUGAAAUGAUCGGAAGAGGACAUAAAAAGAGACACUUCAAGGCAAAAUAUGGCUUUUUUGUUCUAUUUAUUUUGCCCUCGUUUUCAUAUCCUUAGACUUAGCAUACUUUACAAUAUGAGUUAAAUAAGUUCAAUCUGGAGGUUGAGAAAAAUUCCCUUAGCUAAUAUUUAUUUAUUUCCAAAUUAUUCUAUAUUUACAGUCAAGAGAUAAUCCAAUGAAACACCUGGAUAAUUAUUUAAUUAAACAAUACAAAUACUAAAAAUGUCUUAAACCUCCUACUUAUAUGUAUGGACUUCAUAAAUUGUCCCAGGCAACCAUUCGAAUCGCAAGAUUACACUCAUCAUACUAACUUUCGUAAGUAACAUGUGUGAUGGUACGACUUAUAAAUGAUAAGUCUAAUUUGCCAAAACUGACUCCAGAAUGUCAUUGUUUUGUCCCACAUGCCAGAUAUUUGCCUAAAUUACGUUAUGAUUCAAAAUUUUGUGUGAAACUCGAACCCAAUAUCUAUAGGUUCAGUUCUAUAGGUAAUAAUUUGUACUUUGUAUUGUACUAUGCAAUAAUGUAAAUAUGAUUUAUUUUAGUAUUCGUCAUAUUUAGAUGUAAAAUUGAUAUUAGUAUGCGUUGUGAUGUUAGUUAUUUCAAUAAUAUUUGUAGAAUGUUUAAC